Molecule: messenger RNA, 2295 nt
Organism: Babjeviella inositovora NRRL Y-12698
Lineage: Eukaryota; Fungi; Ascomycota; Pichiomycetes; Serinales
Gene: DEM1
Product: Dem1p
Exons: 1
Coding region: 86-1900 (604 amino acids)
Biological process (GO): interstrand cross-link repair
Cellular component (GO): mitochondrion; nucleus
Molecular function (GO): single-stranded DNA 5'-3' DNA exonuclease activity
Source: RefSeq, a predicted model, not a curated record
CCUGGAUUGCGUUCACCUUCGAAAGAUAGAAAAGUUUCGAUAUCUGUUUCCACCAUACUUCUGUUUCAACAGGUAUGCUUCUGUAAUGCCGGCAGCUUCCAAUCUCAGAGCAAGGCCUUUACACGCCUUCAGACGGUGUCGUCACUCCACUAGCCUGACCAGUGAGAGACUCCGAUUUGCGCAAGUGAAUGCGGAGUCGGUGGUGUUGCGAGUACCAAAGGAUAGACAAAUAGCGGUCGGACCUCCUGGGCAAGCCAUGGACCAGAGCUACAGAGACCACUCCAUCAUCGACAAGUACAUGGCAUGGGUCAGCGCUCAAAUGACCGUUGCCAAUGCCAAGCGGGUGAAAAGUGGUUCCACCCGAAAACGGGUGGCUAUGAAAGCAAUCUCUAAGGCCCCAAACAAGCUUCGGGAACCGUCUGCCGAGGCGAACAGAGACCAUUCCACCGUAUAUGCCCGAUUAGCCUCCAGCUUUCAGACCACCGGCUCAGGCUACAUCGCCCCUAUUUAUUUGGAUACUGCUGUCACACCCUUCCAUAAAUUAUGCUCCGACAUCCCUGGCGAUUUACCCAACGGCAGACUUUCGUACGCGAGCCAUCCUCGUCUCAGUAUCACGAAGAUGGUCCCGAAGUACUGCGAGCUACGCGACACGUUUGAAAUCUUCGGCGAGGUGCCGAGAUUGACCACGGUGCGAAUGACAGACGGGACCCAGAUCCAUGAGUACUUUGAGAACGUGACAUACCCCGAGCAAGCCCGUUUGACGGGGUUGUUAGAAAAGUACCGACCAGCACUUCAAUCCAAGACAGGGUCGUCGACCGAUUUGCUCAGCUCUACCGCAUUGGAAAUGGCACGGACAAUAGCUAGAUUGCAAGGGUUGUUUACACGAGGGCAGGCGAGAGAAGUCAACCUCUACGGAUUCAUCGAUUCUCAAACCUGCAGGUUUGUAGAGCCGUCCCAGCACCAAGACUCCGACUCCGUGUUCAUUGGCGGGAUCAUUGACCAAUUGACACUAGAAACGAAGCGGGAGGUGAGUGUUUACGACGAAACCCCAUCGUUGUACUCGGGAUGCGAGGAAUGGAGGUACAACCUUCUGGAGUUUUUCAACCGUGCGCCCGCAAUCAUCGAAGAGUGUAAAGACGAAUACGAGCUUUGCGUCACUGAUAUAAAGACCAGACGGAACAAGUUUAUCCCUAUCGAUCCCGUGCAAGUGCAGUCGGCGGAGUACCAGGUAUACUACUACAGAAAGAUGUUGGGCUUACUAGGAGCACAAGGACAACACACGUAUGGCAUAUUGCUCAGUGCCGCUCAGAGAAAGAACCUAGACAUUGAUGAGCCGGUGGAUGACUGGACCAUGCUCGAGCUCUCUGUGAGACACCCCGAGCUUUUCCACGACCGUCAAUUACUCGAGAAAGGUGCGCCAAUCGGGUUUACUCCGUAUGACCAGCACCAGAAGAGGUCCCAGUCGUUGUCUGUGGGUAUAGAUUGGUCAUCACUGGAGAUGGAGAAAUUUUCCACGGAGUUUGCAAAGCUCUCGAACAGCGCGGCGUAUAGCGUGGAUAUUUUGCAGCCAUGGCGCUAUCGCUUCACGCUCCGCCACUUGGCUGCCCGGUUAGCCCAAAUGUACGGCUUGCUCCCACCCUUUCUCCCCCCCGAGAGCAAGUGCAAUGUGGAAUAUUACGUAGGAAAGAGCUUGUUUAAAGCUAAACACUAUCAAUACGACGAAGGGGCCUUGGGGGUGCAAAUGCAUGACGCUGUUGAUUUUUGGUACGGCCGCAGACAGCCACGGGGAGUGGAAUUGGCCCGUGUGGGUGUGUGUAAGUCGUGUGAGUUUAAGAAUGUUUGCGAGAGUAAUCGGGUGCUAGAGGAGAAGAAGGCACAAACCGCAGACGUCAGUGUGUGAGGUAUUAUUGGGAUGUAAAUGGAUAAUUGCUUAUUAUUUACUGCGGUCGCACGCCUAUUUUAUUUUUAGUGCGUACUUUGAUCAAUGAGGCAAUAAUGUGGGAAGAGUGCUCGAGAUAAGUUUCGACAUACAGGUUUGUGGGGGCUUCCACGAUUCAGAGUCAGGGGAGUUGGUUUGAAUUACACGGGGGAUCUAGUUGUUUCUAGGACACUAUUUCAUUAUGUAGCACAACCUGUCCCUACUCUCUCUGUUAUUUGUAACUAACGGAUGAACUCAAGCAACCAUUAAUAAACAAUAUGCCUCUUGUGGUUUACGAACCGUUGAUAUUUUACACUUUCCCAUAUUAUUCCUGGUAUUAUUCUUUGCACUCUUUCCUGCAUUAUUUCUUAUAUCAU